AUGAUGGCUUCUGUUUAUACUUCAAAUAAAACAAUCAGAGUUUGUCCUUUCCUCAAUGGAGAUGUUGAAAACCCAGAAGCCAGAGCUAAUAACUCAUGGAUUAGUCCCAAUCUGCCUAGCAGAUGCACUUGGAAACCAGGAAAAUCCAUCUCAGAGUCACCUCAUCGCUAUAUGCCUCAGCAAAAAGAACCAAAGAUUUUGUCAAAUGUCUUAGAGAAAAUUGGACACACUCCUCUGAUCCGUGUCAACAAGAUUUCAAAAGCUUAUGGUCUCAAGUGUGAACUUUUGGCCAAGUGUGAAUACUUCAAUGCUGGAGGGAGUGUAAAAGAUCGAAUCACUUUAAGGAUGAUAGAGGAUGCAGAAAAAGCUGGUAUCAUAAAACCAGGAGAUACACUCAUUGAACCUACAUCAGGAAAUACAGGAAUUGGAUUGGCUCUCGUAGCUGCAAUGAAGGGUUAUCGCUGUGUCAUUGUCAUGCCAGAGAAAAUGAGUAUGGAAAAGGUUGAUGUUCUGAGAGCACUUGGGGCUGAAAUAAUAAGAACUCCCUGCGCCAAGUUUGAUGAUCCAGAAUCCAACGUUCGUGUUGCUUGGAAACUGAAAAAUGAAAUUCCAAACUCACAUAUUUUGGAUCAGUAUCGAAAUGCAAGUAAUCCAUUGGCACACUAUGAUACCACAGCUGAAGAGAUCUUGGAGCAGUGUGAUG
Messenger RNA from Protobothrops mucrosquamatus (brown spotted pit viper), 703 nucleotides. Its product is annotated as cystathionine beta-synthase-like. Gene Ontology annotation, cellular component: cytoplasm. Gene Ontology annotation, molecular function: cystathionine beta-synthase activity; cysteine synthase activity. The annotation marks the transcript as partial. The record is from RefSeq and is a predicted model, not a curated record. The transcript has 6 exons. NCBI's taxonomy places the organism in Eukaryota, Metazoa, Chordata, Lepidosauria, Squamata, Viperidae.